Messenger RNA from Anopheles stephensi (Asian malaria mosquito), 3623 nucleotides. RefSeq names its product voltage-gated potassium channel subunit beta-2-like. NCBI's taxonomy places the organism in Eukaryota, Metazoa, Arthropoda, Insecta, Diptera, Culicidae. The transcript is spliced from 9 exons. Gene Ontology annotation, biological process: potassium ion transport; regulation of potassium ion transmembrane transport. The record is from RefSeq and is a predicted model, not a curated record. Gene Ontology annotation, molecular function: potassium channel regulator activity; transmembrane transporter binding; voltage-gated potassium channel activity. Gene Ontology annotation, cellular component: voltage-gated potassium channel complex; cytoplasm. The coding region runs from base 562 to 2136 and encodes 524 amino acids.
ACAGAUAAAAAGAAACCCCGAUCUCAAAAAGAACCGCAAGAUAAAAAUCACAAAGCCAGCACGUUUUAGGCUGGCUCUCAGUUGACUAGAUUUUCCCAUUUUAUCCUUUUAGAUUUUCCCGCUCUUGCUCUUGUCAUUCUCUCUCUCUCUCUCACUCUCGCUCGCUCUCUCGCUCUCACUAACGCCAUCGUGGUUUCAUUUCCAAAUCAAAUACUGCCGUAGUGUUAGCAAACAUCCUGCUUGCUCGCUCUCGCCACACUCAUCUCUUUCCUGGGUUAGUGUCUCCCUUUCUGCUUUUGUCCAUCCGUGCGUGCUCCCGUGUGCUCCCAUUCAUUCAUAAUAAUCUCUCGUCCGGUGUUGGCUUGCAUCUCUUUUAUCAUCUCGUGCCGCCCAAUGCCACCUUGUCUCGCGGUGCUUUAUAGUAGCUUCGGCAACCAGAGCACACUAAGUUUGUCACUCUUGCCCUAAGGCCGCCAGUCGGCAAGCAUGCGAUCUGGGACUUUUCGUUCGGGCGAAAAGGUUCUUCCGUCGCGCUUCGAAAAGUAGUGCAGUUUUACUCGUAUGCGACACUUUCUGGCUCCUUGGCUUCUGCAGUGGUGUGCUUUUUUGCAGCGGAUCCAGCUCGCACCACCACCAGACGAGACAAAAUCUGCUGGUGUGUCCCCGGUACGCGGUCGCCUCCUCCGAACCACCUUCGCCGUCCACCCUCCGUACGCACGAAGGCAGGUGUUUGUGAGUGCGUUUGUGAAUGUUUGUGUUAAUUUCGUGAAAUUAGUUCGACCGGAGUGCGAUGCGGACGCGGCACGGUUAAGCUCUGCCGUCACUGCCGCCAGAACCUCACUAACCAACCCCGUCGUCGUCAUCGUCAUCAGCAGCAGCAGCUUCCCCAUCGGCCAACCUGCCUGCCCCGACGUCGUCGUAGUCGUGGUCGUCGUCUUCGUUGUCACCAGCCACCAGCCACCAGCGCCGUCAAAGUCAGUGUGCCGUGCUCCCAUAGCUUCACUAGAUUGCAUGGAGGAAUUUAGUGGCACGACUGCUCAGCUAGAUUUUGGUCGUUCCACAAGUUUGGGGUCCAAUCCGGCCAUACAAAUACGCAGCAAUGCAACGACGACGCCCGGUUUGCGCUACAAAAAUCUCGGCAAGAGUGGCCUGCGCGUCUCGAACGUCGGCCUCGGCACAUGGCCCAUCUUUUCGCCGGGCGUUUCCGAGGAGCAGGCGGAAGCGAUCCUGCGUCUGGCCGUCGAUAGCGGAAUCAAUUUAUUUGACCUUUCCGAGGCGCAUUCAGGUACACGUGCGGAAAUAGAGCUGGGAAAGAUCAUUCAAAAGGCAGGAUGGAAACGAACCAGCUUCGUCAUAACAACAAAAAUUUAUUGGAGCACAAAAUCCGAGGAGCGAGGAUUAUCGAGAAAACACAUCAUCGAAAGUGUCCAAGCGAGCCUGCAAAGGUUGCAGCUGCCAUACAUCGACGUCAUACUGGUACACAAGGCGGAUUCUAUGUGUCCGAUGGAAGAGAUUGUGCGGGCCAUGAAUUACGUCAUAUCGCAGGGAUGGUCCAUGUACUGGGGAACUGCACGGUGGUCACCCGUAGAGAUCAUGGAAGCCUACACCAACUGUCGGCAGUUUAACUGUGUGACCCCGAUCGUGGAACAGUCGGAGUAUCAUAUGUUCUGUCGCGAGAAGGCGGAGCUAUACCUGCCGGAGAUGUACAACAAGAUUGGCGUCGGGUUUAUGGCUUGGGGGCCACUGUCCAUGUGCUUGGGCGAUGCGCAGAACGGCGAGAAGCUCUGGAUACCGAAGGGAUCGCUCAAGAGCAAAAGCCAAAGCUACUCCUGGAUCGAGGAUGAAGUAAACAAAGAAGACGAAGCACGCCGGCUGUACGACAAAGCGCGGGACAUCAGCAAUCUGGCGGAAAAGCUGGGCUGCAACGCGGUGCAGCUAUCAAUUGCGUGGUCGCUGAAGCACGAGCCGGUACAAUGUUUGCUGCUCGGUGCAACCUCCCCGGAACAACUCCAUCAAAGCCUGCAAGCGCUACAGUUACUGCCACGGCUGUCGACCGGUGUGAUGCUGGAAAUAGAACGCAUCCUCGAAAACAAACCGGUGCGUCCACCGCCGAUAUCUACGCUUGCGCUUCGGUGACAAUCAGCCUGCCCCCCGGGGCCUCCUAGCGAAAGCGGAGUUCCGUGUGGGGCAGAAUCGCCUAAAGAGGAAGACAUCAGCAUGGGUGAGGAGCAGAAAGAAUCGCAAAAGAUUAGCUUCUGCGAAAUUCAGUGACAAAACGAGAAUUUAGUAACCAGUAACCAAUUUGUAAACGUCGUCACUAGUGUUACGGAACGUAGCUCAGCACUAACGCUUCAAGACUGCUGCCAUACGCCCUCAGCACAGCAGCAGCAGCAACAGCAGCAACAGAGCAUGCAACCACGUCAGCAGCAAAUGCACCAACCGUACCAUCCGCACCAGUCGCAGCAGUCCCAGCAUCAGCAGCAUCAACAGCAUCAGCAGCGUCAGCAGCGUAGUGUUCAACAGCAGCGAAUGCAAAAGCAGCUUGUAAGGCACCCAAAGCUGUGGCGGCAGCGGCAGGAGAGAAGCGUGCUGAAGCCGAGCCUGCUAAGCCUGGAGUCGCUGAGCGUUAGCUUGGAGAGUCUCUUCUACGAUCAGGCUGGUUUAGAUAGCAAAUUUAACAAUUCCUCCACGGCCACCGGUACGAUGCAGUCGACAAGUAGUACCAUUAGCACUACCAGCGGUGUAACUGGGAUCGGCGAGGAAAAGCAGCAACAGCAGCAGCAGGCACACCAAUUAGUAGAUUGCUUAAAGUCAAUUGACCACACGUUGAUGGGUGAGAAGAAGAUUAGGUAUAAGAUUUCGUGCAGCUUCAAAUCGUUGGACAGCAAUUGCAAAUCGCUGUUCAACUUUCUGCGCGGCAAAGGCACCGCGAACGGGGUCGCACCGGCCAAGUCGAAGUCGGUGUCGGGAGAUUGUGAAGCAGUUGCGGCACCUGCUGCCAACGCCCUGGUCGUACAUCACCAGCCACCGGGAUACGGUGUUCGCAUGCUGCUGAACCGGAAGCUGUUCAGUGAUCGCCGGGACAGUGUGCUGCUUGCACCGUGCAUUAAUGUGGCGGAGAGUUAAGCGGCGCGACUAGGCGCACUCCAAGGGUCAUGGGAACCUGCGUUACGUUACGGGGCUCUUGUAUGACGCCUGGCUCAAUCCUCAAAGCAAUCGAAUGCAAUUUACUUUGUGUUUCGCCAAAUGAAGACAACAACAAAAAGGGACGACAGAGACACACACGUACGUGUGGGUUUCGCUGGUAAAGUUUAUACGCAACUUCAGAAGAGAGACAGCACUAUUGUUUACGAAGCGCUUUGUUUAUUGCUUCUGGUAAACAUUGUCCGAGUUAUGGGAACAAGGCGAAAUAUGCAAUUGAAACCAAACACAAACACACACACAGACACACAAGUUGUUAACGUCUAUACUUAUGAUGUUAAAAUUCUAAUAAUGUAAUAAUCACACACACAACAAGACGCGUUGUCCGCGAAAGAAGAUAUUGUGCGGCGGCAAAUGUUUGGAGCGAGAAUAUCUCAGCCAUAUACUAAACGUAAGCUUUCUGUACAGAACAGAUUGAAAAA